Quercus robur (English oak) is the source of this 1430-nucleotide messenger RNA. RefSeq lists its product as uncharacterized. The record is from RefSeq and is a predicted model, not a curated record. NCBI's taxonomy places the organism in Eukaryota, Viridiplantae, Streptophyta, Magnoliopsida, Fagales, Fagaceae. The coding region runs from base 229 to 1089 and encodes 286 amino acids. Gene Ontology annotation, biological process: protein ubiquitination. Gene Ontology annotation, cellular component: membrane. The transcript has 8 exons. Gene Ontology annotation, molecular function: ubiquitin-protein transferase activity; zinc ion binding.
AACCUAAAACAAACAACAACCUCAGCUCCGACCUCCUCCUCGUAUAAAAACAAAACCCAAAAACUCUCUUUCUCUGUCUGUCAUUUUGUAAUUUUCCAAAGUGAACGGUUGGAGAGAGAGAGAGAGAGAGACAGAGAGUUUGGACUUUUUCUAAGGAACGCUGAAAAUUCAAAGUCUUUUCGAGGAAAUAAUCAAUCUACAGUCUUAGGGGCUUUGGUUUGAGUUAGAAUGGGUGAGCACCUGGUUUUGUGUGUUGAUCGCCUCAUUACACCUGAAAGUUUGCAAUCACUGCAAGUGGCUGAAGCAGCGCCAGGAUCUUCUGGAGAGAGUUCUGGCUCACAUCCUGCUGAUCCACCCACUUGUUCCAUUGAUGUUGAGGGGGUUGAGGAACAUGGGAUGUCUGAAGAAGAACCACUGAUUCAGACAGUGGAAUGUCGCAUUUGCCAAGAGGAGGAUAGCAUUAAGAAUUUGGAGAUCCCUUGUGCUUGCAAUGGUAGUUUGAAGUUUGCUCAUAGGAAGUGUGUUCAGCGAUGGUGCAAUGAGAAGGGAGAUAUUACUUGUGAGAUAUGCCAUCAGCCUUAUGAACCUGGUUAUACUGCCCCACCUCCUCACUCUGAAGAUACUACAAUUGAUAUAAGGCAAGGUUGGACGAUUUCUGGUACCCCAUUGGAUCUGCGUGACCCUCGACUGUUGGCAAUGGCAGCAGCAGAAAGACAUCUUUUGGAGGCUGAGUAUGAUGACUACGCUGAUACUAAUGCCAGUGGAGCUGCAUUUUGCCGCUCCGCUGCUCUAAUUUUAAUGGCCCUUCUGCUGUUAAGACAUGCCCUAUCUCUUACCAAUGCUGAAGGGGACGAUGAUGCUUCCACUUUUUUCUCUCUUUUCUUACUACGGGCUGCUGGUUUUCUUCUCCCAUGUUACAUUAUGGCCUGGGCCAUCAGUAUAUUGCAGCGUCGAAGACAAAGACAGGAAGCUGCAGCACUAGCAGCAACUGAAGUUGCAUUUAUGCUGCAAGCUGGACAACGUCGGGCCUUGCAGUUCACCAUAGCACCAGGACCUGCAGUGACCCCCCAUCAGGAACCACUUCAAUGAUAUGUCAUUGAUAAUUGUGUUAAGAUUCUGCAUUGGUGAAGCAGAAAACUUGGAAUUGGAAAUUUGAGCGUGCUGUUUAAUUUGCUACUGGCAGAGUGAGAAAAUUGGAGGGUUAUGUUUUACUUUUCUGUGAAGUUGUAUCUUUAAUAGGGUCUUCUAUGACCCUUUCUCAUAUUUUUAAUUUAAAAUUUUUCCUUUGAAUCUCCUCCCAUUUCUCUCAUUAUGUUUGUACAUAUAACUCGGAUCUUACUGCAGCAACAGUUAUGCUACUUGGGAAAACUUGUCUUAUUAGAGCUGUUUCCACAUAUUAUCAUAAAUGCAAACAAUCCUGAAUGCUAGAA